Messenger RNA from Symbiodinium sp. CCMP2592, 1257 nucleotides. The record is from the annotation of a GenBank genome assembly. Lineage: Eukaryota; Dinophyceae; Suessiales; Symbiodiniaceae.
AUGUUCGAUGCUGAAGUGAUCUCGGAGCUGCGGAAGCAGUUCGAUGCUGCGGACAAGGACGGAUCUGGCGAAGUUGACGCGGAGGAGGCCUGCAGACUCUUCGCCAGAAGUUGUGACGAAGCGGCAACGGAUGAAGAGAUACACAAGACAGCCGAUGCACUGCGCCAACAGCUGGAUACCGAUCGUUCAGGCACGAUCUCCUUUGACGAGUAUUGCUUCCGCUUCGGCCGUCGGUACCAGAUGGAGCUGAAUCGUCGCAAACGCAACAGCCGCUUUGCUCCCUCCAAUGGCGUGCCGAAGCAGGACACAGCUUCAAGAAACCUGGACGAGGAGCGAGAAAAGCUGGAAAAGGAGCGUGAAGCCAUCAGGCAGGAGCGCGAGCGACUGCAACUGGAGAAAGAACGUGAAGCGUUGAGGAAGGAGCGUGAAGCCUUAGAGCGAGAACGUCAGGCAUCAAACACCACGGGCAGCUCCAGCUCCGCUCAGGUGCUGGGUCCCGGCAUGCGCGUGCGAAUCCAGGGUCUUCGUGGAGCUCCAGAACUGAAUGGCUUGGAGGCGACUGUUGUUCGAUUGGAUGAGGCUUCUGGACGAUAUGUUGUCGACAUCGCCGAGGGCAGAGGGCCGAAAAGCCUGAAGGAUUCGAAUUUGCUUCGACUUGGAGCAGAGCAAGCGGGGCCCCGCGGGCCCGGCGGGCCCGGCGGGCCCGGGCUGGGCCAAAAGGUGACAGACCUGGCGAACAGUGCCUUCCGUGGGCUACAACGUGGCUGUGCCCACAUGCAAGUGUGGCUCGCCAAUUCUGGAUACACUUGGUGGCAAGUCCUACUGGGUGUGGCCGUAGUUGUGCUGAUCGUCAGCGCUGUGAUGCAGGCCGGCUCCAGGCACAGUGGAAGGAGAACACCAUCGUCCUUUCAAAGCCGAACCGAUGGUGCAGACUUCUCCGAAGAAAGGACAUAUAGGAACGAACGCCGUGAAGAGCCCGCGCAUCACCGCAGAACAGCCAGAUAUGAAGAAGAUGAUCUCGGCUACUCCGACUACGAUGACUCCUGGAGCAGUGGGAUAGGUUUCGGAGGGAUGCAGAAGUACCUUAUCAUCGGUGGUUUGAUCAUCUUAUGCUGGAAGGGCAUUAUCCCCGUGCACCGCAUGGAUUGGUUCCAGCUUUACAUGCUCUGGAAUUUCCUGCAGUCCACAGGCAUACUAGGUGGGCACGGGGGUCAUUACGGCGGAGGGUUUGGACGUAGGCGGCGGUCUUUUUUCUGA